Molecule: messenger RNA, 1577 nt
Organism: Prunus mume (Japanese apricot)
Lineage: Eukaryota; Viridiplantae; Streptophyta; Magnoliopsida; Rosales; Rosaceae
Source: RefSeq, a predicted model, not a curated record
GAGAGAGAGAGAGAGAGAGAGAGCAUUGGGCGUUUCUUGCAAAUGGGUUCAUCAGAAUUCUCUCUGUUUCAACAAUCACCUAAAAAAAGAUCAGUUUUUCACAAGGCCCCUUCUCUAAUUGCAGAUGGGUUUCUUUUUGUUGGAGGUGCAUCAAUGGCGUUGUCUCUGGUUUGGGCUCUGCUCACCUUCAUCAACCCCAGCACCAGCAUCGACAACAUCAUCACCUGGAGCACGGGUGGUUGCGGCCCGGACUUGGGCUCCGACCCGUCUGAGCCCACAUUCUACGACGACCCGAAUCUCAGCUACGCAUUCGGGGAAGAACCAAUGAAGGAUUGGGAUUUGAAGCGCAGAGAAUGGCUCAAGCUUCACCCUUCUUUUGCUGCAAGUGAAGAAAAAGUUCUUCUUGUAACUGGGUCUCAGCCAAACGUGUGCAAAAACCCAGUUGGUGAUCAUUUGCAGCUGAGGCUGUUCAAGAACAAAGUUGAUUACUGUAGAAUUCAUGGGCAUGAGAUAUUUUACAACAAUGUUUUGCUGAACCAGAAAGGGACUGGCUUUUGGGCCAAAUACCCACUUCUCAGAGCUUCCAUGUUGGCUCAUCCUGAGGCCGAGUGGAUCUGGUGGGUCGACUCGGAUGCAGUUGUCACAGACAUGGAGUUCAAGCUGCCAUUAGAGAGAUACAAAGAUCAUAACUUGGUUGUGCAUGGAUGGUGGAAUAUGCUGUAUGAGGAGAAGAGCUGGACAAGUCUCAAUGCUGGUGUGUUGUUGAUCAGGAACUGCCAGUGGUCCAUGGACUUGAUGGAAAGAUGGACCAGCAUGGGCCCACAGAACCCAGACCAUGAAAAAUGGGGAAAAGCCCAAAAGUCAUUGAUCAAGGACAAGGCAUAUCCUGGGUCAGAUGAUCAGUCGGCUCUGAUUUACCUCCUCAUAAAAGAGAAGGACAGGUGGGCGGACAAGAUUUACUUGGAGAGUGAGUACAACUUGCAUGGGUACUGGUUGGGCAUAGUGGAUGGGCUUGACAAGAUCAGCAAAGGGUACAUGGAGAUUGACAGAGAGGUGGAUUUGCUGAGGAGAAGGCAUGCAGAGAAGAUGAGCUUGUUUUAUGGUGCAAUGAGAGAGAAGCAUAUGAAAGAUCGAGGCUUUUGGAAAGAGAAUGUGAGGAGGCCUUUUGUGACACAUUUCACUGGCUGUGAGCCUUGCAGUGGAGAGCACAACUCCAUGUACACUUGGGAGGCUUGUUGGAAUGGGAUGCAGAAGGCUUUGAAUUUUGCAGACAAUCAAGUGCUUAGCAGAUUUGGGUUUGUGCAUCCAGACCUACUUAACUCAUCUUUGGUGUCUCCCCUGCCAUUUGAUUUCCCUGCUUGAUUUUGUGAUUUGAUUGUUCAGUUUGUUUGUUGUCCUGCAAUUUGUACUUUCGGGUUUUCAGUAGAAAGUGUAAAUAUGGAAGAAGAAGAGCCUCUUUGUGAGUCUGGCUGCAUUUAAGAUGCUCCUGGAUUAUGUUGAAAAGUUGGGUUCUUGUCAAAUUCUUACAUUAAAAGACACGAGACAGCUCAUGAAAUUUAAGCUCAUAUUGCUUGUCU